AUGACAUCAAAUUUAUAUUUACCUAUUUUCGUAUUUCUGUUUUUUGGAGUCAUAGCUGAAUAUUCGGAUGAUUUUUCGAGAAAUGUGAUGUUUCCAUUGGCUGUGGCGGCUUUUGAUAAAAAUCCGGGUGUUUGCAUCAAAAGUGGAACUGGAGAUGGACUGUUACGACGACAAAUCGAGCUCCCAUGUGAUGUGAUCAACGAGACAUGUUCAGGAUACUCAGCCUUUUCAAGUUCAAAAAAUGCUAUCAUUCUUGGAUGGAGAGGUUCAGUGGGCACAUACGAGGUUGAUCUAGAGACGAUCGAUAUUCUUUUUGGGAAACAAUUAACAUUUCCGGGUGGUUCAAAAGUUGCCGAUUUCUUCUACAACGCUUUCUUGAAAUUAUGGAAUGCCGGAAUUAAAGACGACUAUUUGACACUUCGACAGCAAAAUCCGAAUGCCGAAGUUUGGGUAACCGGCCACUCAUUGGGAGCAGCAAUGUCAGCGUUGUGUGCUGGUUACUUGGCCCAGCUUGGAUUAGCUGAUGGAAAUAAGAUCAAAUUGAUCACAUAUGGCGAGCCAAGGAAUGGUGAUAAAGAUUAUGCAACAUUGAUCAAUACAAAGAUCCCCUAUUCAUAUCGUGUCGUUCAUGAUAGUGACAUCGUUCCACAUAUUCCAUUCAACAUAGAAAACUAUGAGCAUCACGGAACCGAGAUUUGGUAUCAAAACAAGAUGAAUGUUAACGACAAAUACACUGUGUGUAAAGGAAAUGAGGAUAAAUCGUGUUCAAAGAGUGUAACACCGGAUCAAUGGAAUUGGGAUGCACAUGGAUUCUAUUAUGGAACAAACAUUGGUCAAUUUGAGAAUAGAGGAUGUGUAUUU
This is a messenger RNA of Mesorhabditis belari, 861 nucleotides long. The record is from the annotation of a GenBank genome assembly. Lineage: Eukaryota; Metazoa; Nematoda; Chromadorea; Rhabditida; Rhabditidae.